Molecule: messenger RNA, 1318 nt
Organism: Mytilus californianus (California mussel)
Lineage: Eukaryota; Metazoa; Mollusca; Bivalvia; Mytilida; Mytilidae
Exons: 6
Coding region: 428-1183 (251 amino acids)
Source: RefSeq, a predicted model, not a curated record
AUUAUAAUGGAGACAAUCUUUUAAUCAAUACAAUUAAGGUAAACGAAAUGAUGCCUUUAUUGAAGGUUAUGAAGAAACGAUCUUAUUUUCAGUUGGAGUAAUGACCUUCGUUUGCAUUGGACCACGGAAGUCUCGUUAUCGCCAAAAAUCUCGCAUCUUUGGAUAUUCAUUCGUUAUUAUGGUAACGGAGAUUUUAUCGAUAAAUUCCGAGUGAUCCGAGGUUACUGUAGUUCAUCUUAAGACUCCAACAGAUUUUUCUAUAACACUGGAUUAAGAGAGGUAUUGUUUGGACGGUAAAAAUUAAAUGACAAUUAAGUAAUUGUGAAAAACUAAAUAUUAACAGUAUUUCUCAUCAUUGCAAUCUUGGAAUGUACGAAUGCAGUUGUCAAUAGUGAUCCACUUUGUUUAAAGGUUUAACAAUGACGAAAUGAGACUAUGUGUCUCAAUAACAAUACUGAUGGUUCUUGAGAUGUUUUUCAUAGCGAAAUCAAAGGCAUGUUCGAAAUGUUCUUGUUUGGUCAAAAAUUUUGUGUUCACUGCAUCGUAUACCAAAACUGCCUUAAUAUCCUCCGAGUACACAGAAAAUACAACAGGGUUGAUGAAGUGUGCAUGGGUUAUAAAAGCUCAGAACAGUAGCCAUUCCGUCACAUUCAAAAUGAGUCAAGUUCUUGCCAGCAAAUCUUCAUUCUGUGGAGAAGAUUAUGUUUUCAUUAGAGACGGGAGUUCAGGAAGAGGACCUCCAUUAGGAUACUGGUGUAAAGAUGGAACGUACGAUACUGAAGUGACGUCAUAUAGCAACGCCAUCUAUGUUGAAUUAGAAACAUAUUCAAAUGGGGUAGCAGGGUUAAUAUUUGUGAUGUCAUUUUGGGAGUCUUCCGUUAGUUCAAGUGUUCAGUAUGGGCCAAUAGAAUAUGGAAUAGCUAAUUACGUUUUACUAGCCUUCAGUGUUCUCAUAGGAUCUCUGCUUCUCGGUGCUGUUGUAUUCCUUAUCUAUAGAGAAUAUAAGAAACAUCAGGCCGAAAAAGAAAUGAAAUUCAGAGAAAAACUUCUAAUGAGACGAACAGGAAUAAGUGGUCGUAGUGGUGGAAUAAUAAAUGACGAUUUUCGCCAUGACAGCGUAAGUGACAAAAACACGUCAUUUAUAUUUUUGUCUCCGACGCCGACGUCAGAAAUUAGCUUGUGAAUAUUCAAGGAUGAAGGACACUUAACGUAGAACACAUUUGUAUGUAUGUAUAUAUGUAUUAUUUGAAUUUAAAUGCUAACAUAAUUUCAUUCAUGAUUGUAAUGUGAAAAUAAAAUACCAUUAUUUCCAGAAGAA